This is a messenger RNA of Lycium ferocissimum, 983 nucleotides long. Its product is annotated as protein SRC2-like. Lineage: Eukaryota; Viridiplantae; Streptophyta; Magnoliopsida; Solanales; Solanaceae. Gene Ontology annotation, biological process: defense response. The record is from RefSeq and is a predicted model, not a curated record. The coding region runs from base 119 to 925 and encodes 268 amino acids. The transcript has a single exon.
UCCGUAAACAGAAUACACAGACACAACAAUUUUCUGAGUUCUCACGACUAUUUUCAUUCUCCAAAUUUCUCUCUAAAACUCUUCUUCGCUAGGCUACUUCAACAACUCAAUUAUAGCAAUGGAAUUACGUCCAUUAGACAUCAAAGUGAUCUCCGCAGAGAACAUCAAGAAUGUCAAUACUUUCUCAAAAAUGGAUGUUUAUGCAGAAGGCUCCAUCUCCAGCUACUCCAUCAAGUCCCAUAAGCAGAAAACCUUCAUCGACAAGAACAGUGGCACAAACCCCAAGUGGAAUCACUACAUGACAUUCACUCUUGAUGAAUCUUCCCUUACAAAACCAGGGCUUUACUUAAUCAUUCGUCUCAAAUCUGAACGCACUUUAGGUGAGAAAGAAAUUGGUGAAGUCUCUGUUCCUAUUCAUGACCUGUUUAAUCAGUCCACCUCUAAUGGAAGCACAGCCGAGAGGUUUGUUGCCUAUCCAGUUAUAACAGUAAGCGGUAAACCAAAAGGCACCCUGAAAUUUUCCUACAAGUUUGGAGAAAAAUUUACAGCACCUGAGCAAAAAAUAGAUGUAUAUCAUGAGCCUGUCACAGCUUAUCCUGCACCAAUGCAUGGUAAUACAUAUCCUGGAAUGGCUUAUAAUCAGCAAAAUCCAGGAUACGGAUAUCAAGGUGGGUACCCACCAGGUGGAUACCCACCAGCUGUUGCACCGGGUUAUGGAUAUCCGCCCCAACAACCAGGGUACGGGUAUCCACCAGUAAAACAACCUGGUUACGGAUAUCUUGACGGAUUCGGGUUAGGGCUGGGUGCAGGAUUGCUUGAUGGUUUGUUGGUUGGAGAUAUGGUUUCGGAUGUUGGAGAGAUGUCUGCUUAUGGUGAUGGAUAUAGAGAUGCUAUGGAUGAUAUGGGUGGCGGCUUUAAGUUUUAGUUUGAUUUUCUCAGUUUGUAAAUUUUCAAUUUUCUUUGUUUUUUUAGUCUUUUGAGAU